This is a messenger RNA of Chelonoidis abingdonii (Abingdon island giant tortoise), 777 nucleotides long. NCBI's taxonomy places the organism in Eukaryota, Metazoa, Chordata, Testudines, Testudinidae. The record is from RefSeq and is a predicted model, not a curated record.
CAGUAACAGGGUUCCCCUGGGGAUUGCAGGAGCAGUCUCAGGGGUGGAGGAGUCUGCAGCUCGACCCUGGCAAAGAGAUGGUGAUCACAAGAAGGGCUGGCACCCCAGGAGUUCUUCCUGGAAACCAUGGGGGAGCCAAGAGCACACAGGCCUGUGAGUCCAGAGCAACUUGGGAACGGUGAAGUGAUGGCCUAUCACCAUCUCCUUAAGAAGGACAUUGUAAUCCUGUGCACAAAGAGAGGGUUACGAAUUGGGAAGUUCACGAAGGCACAGUUAAUCAUGCAGUUGGAGGAGGAGGACCGCUCUGAGGAGCGGAUUCCUGACCCAGAUUGGGCUACAAGAGGAUCUGGGAGCAGCUGGAGCAGCAGCCAGGCAUCCCCGAGAGUCUGGUCCCCAACCAGACGAAGAUCUUCACGAUCAGGUUCCCCAUCAGGGGAUCGGAGACAAAUGGGAUUGGAGCAGAGCCCAAGAGAGCGAGAGGACCAUGAGAGAGAGCAAAACCCUGAGAAAAAGCUGCAGGAGAAGCAACAGCAGCAUGGACUGGCGAUGGUGGAGCGGAGAGGCAUAGGGGGCUUCCCAGGGACCCUGUUCCUGUCAUCUAAUAAACCUCUGUUUCACUGGCUGGCUGAGAGUCACAUCUCACUGCAAAGUGGUGGUGCAGGACCCUGUGGCUUCCCCAGAACCCUGCUGGGGCAGGCUUACUGGGGGAAGCGCACGGAGGGGCAGAGGAUGCUGAAUGCUCCAAGGAGAGACCCAGGAGGUGAAGCUGUGUGAGCU